CGAUCGCCUUCGGGCGGAGAACGGACAGAUGAAGGUCGACAUGGCCGAGAUGCGCACGCUCGUGAACGACCUUGUGGAAAAACAGCGCAGCUCGACCCCUGUCCCUCCUCCGCCCGAAGCGGAAAGCGAAGAGCUGAGGCGGCAGCUCCUUAUACAGGAGGCGCGCAGCUCCACGGUAGAGCGUGCGCGACCGCCCCUCGCCCACGAGGCGAAGGGAAGUCCGCCUGUGCCGGCACCCCGCAGGAGGGUGCAGCCCGCUGCAAAAACAUACAGCGGGAAGAAGAAAGCAACACCCGCGCGAGCUCCCGCUGCGGCUGCACCUAUACCCGCGCCUGGGGGGUGCCGGCACCCACGGCCCCUGCAAGAAAACCGGCGUCCGCUCCUGCUCCGCCCCAACCUGCGAAGGCAGGGCCCGGCAGGAGCCGAAAUAAGAAGGGGGGCGUCAACGCCGCCAAACCGGCACCGACUCCCCAGCCCCGCCCAAUGCCCCCCGCCCCGGCUAACAUGAAUGAGGCCUGGACGACGGUGGUGCGGCGAGGGCCCAAAAAGGUUGCGGCGCCUGUCGCG
Messenger RNA from Bombyx mandarina (wild silkworm), 567 nucleotides. RefSeq lists its product as uncharacterized. Lineage: Eukaryota; Metazoa; Arthropoda; Insecta; Lepidoptera; Bombycidae. The record is from RefSeq and is a predicted model, not a curated record.